UCAAAGUCCUCCCGCAGCGUAAACAGCGUAACUCUUCCCAUUCUACAAACCCAGCGCGGCGUCCGCCAGGCAUUUGGCGUAACCUCGGGCCGCGGGGAACGUGUCAGCGGCUGCUCUAAGAGCGUAGCUUUGGGAUUCCCGGAGAGUUACGCUGAUUGCGCAGAUGCGGCCUGGUGUGCCGGGCAGCGGUUCCGGGACGGUGUGAGCGGGGGCACAGCGGUGGUGACGGGUGCGGUCACCUGGGUGACAUCAUGGAGGAUGAGUCAGACGGACAGAGCGCGCUUCCCCGGGUCGUGCUGGGGAGGUCGUUAAGCGAGCCGUCUCGGUUUGCCUAUGCCGGCCUCUGUGGCCUGUCACUGGCCCAGCUGUACCCAGAGAAAGAACAGAGGGAUUUCUGCUUGAAGUUUGUGGGAGACUUGGCGCAUUGGCUAGCCCUGUGCCCAACCGUCAUUCCCGCCAUGGAGGCGUUCGCCAGCGGGUUGGGGAGAGAAGGAACGGACACGUUCGCACAGGUUCUCCUGGAAGAUUCCGUCCUGAAGGCAAACCCGGCUAUUAUCACUCAGGAUCUGGUGUCUUUUUGCCUCCAGGAUGGAUACUACGAUGCGCGGAGCCGGGUGCUGAUCUCCCACGUCUCCUGGCUGCUGCGCGUUCCCCCGGAAACCAUGGAGGUGAGCGAGGAGUCCCUGAUGCAGAGCCUGAAACACUACACGGAUGAGCCGUCAGAGUCCAUCCAGGCCUCCCGCCGCAAAAAGGAGCUUAGGAAGAAGAUAAAGAGAUACCUGCUCAUUGGCCUGGCCACUGUGGGAGGAGGGACAGUAAUAGGGCUGACCGGGGGUCUGGCAGCCCCCUUAGUAGCUGCAGGAGCGGCCACCAUCAUCGGAAGCGCGGGAGCCGCAGUCUUGGGGUCUACCGCCGGCAUUGCCAUAAUGGCAUCGCUUUUUGGUGCAGCGGGAGCUGGGUUGACGGGUUACAAAAUGAAGAAACGAGUCGGAGCUAUAGAAGAGUUUGAGUUUCUCCCACUAACUGGUGGACGUCAGCUCCACAUCUGUAUUGCUAUCACCGGAUGGCUCUCUACCGGCAAAUAUGGUAGUUUUGCCGCCCCGUGGCAGAGUCUGUUCCACUCCACUGAGCAGUACUGCUUAGCGUGGGAGUCUAAGUACCUCAUGGAGCUCGGAAACGCGCUGGAUACUUUACUUAACGGCCUGGUGAACAUUGUCGCACAAGAAGCCCUGAAAUACACCAUCCUGUCAGGGAUUGUGACGGCUCUGACGUGGCCAGCCUCGCUCAUCACUGUGGCCAGUGUCAUCGACAAUCCCUGGGGGGUGUGUCUCAGCCGAUCGGCAGAAGUGGGGAAGCAUUUGGCGCACAUACUGCUCAGCAGACACCAGGGAAAGCGUCCUGUGACUCUGAUCGGGUUCAGCCUGGGGGCUCGGGUCAUUUACUUCUGCCUACAUGAGCUGGCGCAGGAGGCAGGUGCUGAGGGGAUCAUUGAGGAUGUGGUGCUGCUGGGGGCCCCUGUGGAAGGUGAUGUGAAGCGAUGGAAACCAUUAACGCGGGUUGUAGCUGGACGGAUCAUUAAUGGCUACUGCAGAGGGGAUUGGUUACUGAGUUUCGUGUACCGCAGUUCUUCAGUGAAGCUGAAUGUGGCUGGAUUACAACCGGUAAACCUGGAUGACAGGAGAAUGGUUAACGUGGACUUGUCUUCCGUGGUGAACGGACACCUGGACUAUAUGAAGCAGAUGGACACGUUACUGAAAGCCGUCGGCAUUAAGACCAAGGAGUGUCGGCUGGAAGAACAGAACGGGCUACUCCACCCGCUGGUGGCAUUCGGCGAGCCGUCUAAGAUUAGCCAGGCUGCAAACGGAACGGAUCCCGAGGACAACUGGGACUGGGAGCCUGUAACCACUGAUCCGCAGAGCAGUGAUCCGGCACCGCAGUCCUGCUGCACCACGUGUAGCUCUGCAGAGGAAAACGCAGCGCUCUGCGGAGACUGCGCAAAUAAUAACACCACCAGCACAACGGAUCCAGCACGCCGCAGUGUAACAGCCAGCAGUGACGCGUCUAAUUACUCCUAUGCAGACACCAAGAGUGAGCGUCAGACCCCGUUCAGUGUGGGAUGAUACUGAGUAGACUGUGAUGUCCUAGCAGGCACCGUGGCCCACUUACUGGCCACUUACCGGACGCCGGGAGCCACCGUAACUCGGGUCAUUCUGACAUGAGACUGUAUCUGACAAUGUGACAUCUCUAUUGCACAAUCUCGCUCAAUCACUGGCUACGUUCUGCGGUACGGAGAUUGUACAUGGCUCCGAGACUUGAAAGUAUUUCUAUAUAGCUAUGCUCCCUAUUAACCCCUCCCCCGGCGAUCUAUCUAUAAAUCCGCAAUAAAUGACAUGGUACUGAGA
Pseudophryne corroboree (corroboree frog) is the source of this 2402-nucleotide messenger RNA. RefSeq names its product transmembrane and coiled-coil domains 4 (gene TMCO4). NCBI's taxonomy places the organism in Eukaryota, Metazoa, Chordata, Amphibia, Anura, Myobatrachidae. The transcript has 14 exons. The record is from RefSeq and is a predicted model, not a curated record. Bases 252 to 2120 code for a protein of 622 amino acids.